AUGCCUCCCGGUCUUGACUCCCUUAGCGACGGCAACUUCGGCGGCAUUACCAAGGAGGAUCUGAUCAAGGGCUCGGUGCGUACAUGGAAGCAGAAUGGCAAGACAAACGGCGGAGGCUCUGCGGACCCACCAACGAAGGUACAAUCGCCAACCUAUUGGACCCCUGAGCGCGCCUUCAAGUCCUGGGAUACCGCCGAUAAGGGUUCCAGUGAUAAUUACCCGUGCGACAUCCCGCCGGGCAAAGACACCUGUGGUGACUCUACUUUUGAGAAUAAGACUAGCGGUGGAUCGCCGCUGGUUGACGACUGUAUGGUCAUCAUUCAGAAUAUCCAGGGUGAUGCCAGCACGGACUAUACUACGCAGGUUGUUGGCAAGAACCAGCGCGAGAUUGCCUCGUUCGGGACAUGUGCGCUAGGCGUGGAGGCCACGAAGGUGAAUGGGAAUGUGAGUUUUGUGGUUGGGGGGCAAGAUGUCAUUGAUCUGAUCAAUGAGUCGGUCCAGCGAUUCGCCAGCGAUGGCAAGGUCGGUGCAAGAGGCAAUAUGGAUUGCAAUGAAAACGUGCAUUCUCAGGCUGUUCUGUGGGGGAUCUAUCAUACUUAA
Molecule: messenger RNA, 600 nt
Organism: Penicillium pulvis
Lineage: Eukaryota; Fungi; Ascomycota; Eurotiomycetes; Eurotiales; Aspergillaceae
Exons: 2
Coding region: 1-600 (199 amino acids)
Source: RefSeq, a predicted model, not a curated record